This is a messenger RNA of Schistosoma turkestanicum, 6246 nucleotides long. Lineage: Eukaryota; Metazoa; Platyhelminthes; Trematoda; Strigeidida; Schistosomatidae. The record is from the annotation of a GenBank genome assembly.
AUGCGAAGUGAAAAUAGUGAGAUUUAUUCCAAUGAGCCGAUUAUUUCUCGCUGUUUAAAUCAUUUACUAUUAUUUUCAUUGAUAUUAUCGACCACUUCAAGUACUCAGUUUAUAGAAAAUAUACAUAAACACCAGUCAUACUCAGAUAAAUUAAGUUUAUUUACUGGAAAUAUUUCUAAAUUGCCGCCUGUUGGAUUGCCUAAUAUUUUAAAUUGGCGAACUAACUUAUCUUUGGAUUUUUUUUCUAUGUCUAAAUCCAAAUUCAAUCGAACUAACCCAAUUCAAAUUGUACCUUCCAAAUUGAAUGUAUAUCCACACAUGAUAAUGGAUGUAAAUAAAUCGAAUCAUGACACAGAUGGACGUAUAUCUCAAAGAAUUUCUUCCUUAUCUAAAUCUAUUUCCAUUUUUGCUGAUCAAUCUGGUCCUUGUACACCUGAAGAAGAAGCUAAAAAGUUACAAUGUCUGCGAGAAUUACCAGCAGAACGAUAUGAAGUUCUCGAAGGUGAGACAGUUCUAAUGCGCUGUCGUGUAGCCAAUCAACGGGGCAAAGCUCAGUGGCGUGCUAGGAAUUUUUUAUUAGGUUACCAAAGAAAUAUUCCAGAUUGGCCAAGAUAUUCAUUACAAGGUGAUGCAGGUCAAGGAGUACAUGAUUUGUUGAUCCAAAAUGUUAGUCGUGAAGAUGCUGGAGUUUAUGAAUGUCAAGUUUCACCUGUUAUUGGACAAAAUCCACUUCGACGUCAAACUCUUUUAGUUAUAUUAGUGAAACCAACAACACCUAAUAUUGUAACUUCACCGGGUGUACCACAGCCAUCAGCAAAUGGACAAUUGAUUGUUGCUUUCGAUUCCAACAAAACAAAUUCAAUGAGCAAUAAUCUAUUAAAGUUAAUCUGUCAAUCAAAAGGUGGUUAUCCAACUCCGAAGUUUGAAUGGUUUCACAAUGGAAAUCUUAUUUCAGCAUCAGCAGAUUUGGAUGAGUUGCAGGAUAACGAUCUAGAAAUCAAUUCUCACCAGCUAGCUAAAGACCAGUUUGAGCUUGAAAUCGAUAAAAGAAAACUCUCCACUCAAGAUCGUAUUGUAUGCUUAGUGAGCAAUAAAGCAACAAUGCGUUCCAAACACUUAUAUGAACAAAAACUAAGAGCGGAAAUAAUGAUAGUUAUCCAUUCCUUACCAGGUGAUCCGGAAAUUAUUGACUGGGAUAAAUUCAUGAAUGAAUCUACAAGUGCAGCUGUUGGUUCAACUAUUGAAGCAACCUGUAGAGUGACUCCAUCUGGAAAUCCACCUGGUCAGGUAGUAUGGCGCUUUGAAAAUCCAUACUCUACCAUGGACUUAGAUCGGUUAUCCAUUUUUGCGCAUGAUCUAAUAAAACCAUCAAUAAAAAAUGUAAUUUCUAUUUCAAAUGAAAAUGUAAUCAAUCAAGUUACAGAUGAAAAAAUCCUGAGUAGACUGAAAAUUACAAAUCUUAAUUCGACAAUACAUGGCUUAUAUCUAGUUUGUGCUGUACGGCAUCAAGUUGGUCCUGAGAAGACAACAAAAAAACGAAUCUUUAUGAAACAUGGUCCCGAAUAUGUGAAUAUAUAUGGUCCUUAUGAAAGAAUGAUGGAACUGAAACAAAAAGCUACUGGUUAUGAUCAAUCACAGCAAACAGAUAAUACAACCACAUUAGUCACUGUGAACAAACAAAGACUGUUUGUUUAUUUAGACAGACCACAAUAUUUAUUAUGUGUAACUGCUGAGUAUUAUGGACAAGUUGAGAUUAAAUGGCGUGGUAAAUUGUACGACAGUGAAAGCUGGGAAUUCAUUGCUCCAGUUGAAUCAUUUCUACAGAAUGAACCUGAUGAAUUGCAUCGUUUCAAUCUUAUCCAAGCAUCGGUAAUACAAUUAGUAUCAACAAAUCAGAAACGAAAUACAUUAUCAUGGACGGAAAUAGAAUGUAGUGCUUUACCGGGUUAUUUCAAAAAAGAAAAUGAAAAUCUGGUAUCGAAGCGGGUUGAUCUGCAAAUGUAUAGAAUUCCAGGUGUCCCCACAAUUACGGGAUAUAAAGAAGGAACACUACUGGCAGAUGGGACUAUACUGACGCUACACUGCAUAGGAGAACAAGGAAAUCCUCCAGGAAAACUAGUUUGGAUGCAAGUGUUAAAAGGUACAAAUGAAAGUGAACUAAUCAAUGAAUCGAGUAUUAUUCAACAAAAUCAAUCGAACAAAUAUCCUGAUGGAAUGAUACAUUCAAUGUUAAAUAUUAAUUUGACAAAAUCAUAUGAUGGAGCAAUUUUCAGAUGUGGAACUAUAAAUCCUGGUUAUGGAUAUUCAGAUACACAAUUCAGUUUACCAGUAGAAAUAAGCGUAGCCUAUUCAGCAACAGUAUUGAAUAUUAGUGUUAUAAAUGGAACCGGACAGUUGAUUAUACAUUCGAAAUCACGCGAUGAACUUCAAACUAUUUUAAAUCAUUAUAAAUCUAAAUACAAUGUUGGAAAUAUACCAAUAGUUCAAGCAAAAGCUGGUCAUACGCUUGAACUAGUAUGUCAAGUUGAAAUGUCGAAUCCCAAACCUGAACUGGAAUGGCAACUUCAUCAUUGUCCACCUAUUCAACUUGCAUCAGUUUUGAAAGGGAAUAAUCAUACAAUCAAUGAUAUGAAGUUGUCAAACGAUCCAUAUGAUGCAUUUUUUAAAAGCUGUCAAACUAUUCACUUAAUUGGUAAUAAAUUAGAAGAAACAAAAACUGAAUCAGGUAAAAUUCGUCUAUUAAAUAGUUAUUUGGAACUUCCUAUGAACAUAUCACAUGAUGGAGAUUUAAUUGAAUGUUUAAUGAAAAAAUAUCCUGUGGAAUAUACUAAUAGUUCCGUGCAUGAAAAAUAUACAUUGUCUAAAUCUUAUUAUCAAAAUACACAUUCACAAGCACUUACAUUAUUAAAUUCACAUAUUUUACUGUCUAUUGAAUUUUCACCAAUAUUUUUAACUUUAACAAAACAAUUAAAUUGGCCAGUGGAACUGAAUUCAUCAAAUAAGAAUGAACAAUUUAUACCACAUUAUAUUGUGGUUGAAGGUGGAUCACUUGAUUUAGAUUUAGAACCUAUUUCUAAUCCAUCAUUAAGUAAAACAUCUUGGUUUAAAAAUGGCACACCUCUUCCUUUAUCAAAUGAUCCAACAAAAGUAUACAAUUCUUUCAAAAAUGAAGAUCCUAGCAAAAGUUCGAAAUCAUAUUCCACAGAAGAUUUAAAUCAACGUCUAAUUGUAAAACCGACUAAAAUAUUUAUUCAUCCUGUUAAACGUUCCGAUAUGGCCAAUUACACGCUGAUUGCAACCAAUGCUCUAGGGAGUAAAGAAUUUACUUUUUUUCUCAAUGUAACUUACGGGCCCCAGCUGAUUGGAUCUCCUUCAAUAAAUGUGACAGUUUCUGGUAAAAAGGCUGAAUUAAUCUGUCAAUCCGAAGCCAAUCCAACACCAACUGCAAAUGCUGUCCGCUGGAGGCGUUUGACAAACACAUUAAUUGGUUAUGACUCCUCAGAAAAUAUCUAUAGAAAUUCGAUUUCACGAACAUCCUUUCAUACUUCUCAGGCUGAUUCUGCUGCUGGAAUUCAUUGUGACAAAGGUGAAUGGAAUGCUGGAUUUAAAUAUUAUGCCAAAUGUUGGUCGUCAGCUCCUGGAGUAAUGACAAGCACCCUUACAAUAUAUAGUUUAAGUCCGAAUGAUGUUGGGCGAUAUCAGUGUAACAUGGAUAACGGAAUUGGAUCGCCAGCUGUUCGGACGAUUGAUCUUACUUAUCCAUUUGCACCAAAAAUAGUACCAGUCACAAGAUGGUCAAGAGCUGCGCCCAAUAUAGCUUCGGAUAAGAAUAAAACCAUAAGUGCUACUCAAUCCAUCCCAAUGUCCAAUCAAAUAGUCUCUAUAGUGAAAGGAGAUCAUGCCAGGUUAACAUGCGUAAUUGCUGCAGAACCUAUACCAGAAGUUCAUUGGUUAAGAGAACCAGCUAAUUUAACAUUGAUUGAAGGAGGCCAAUUUCACUCAGUAGUUAAAUCUAUUCGACCAGGAUUAUAUCAUGCAAUUCUGUAUUUGGUACAACCGCAAGAAGUCGAUUUGGGUCGAUAUUUUUGUAAAGCAAAAAAUUUGGUUGGUGAAGAUACCGGUCGUGUGGAUUUAAUACCUUCAACGCAACCUGAUCUUCCAAGUUCACCACGUCUAUUAAAUGCAACUAGUACAAGUUUAACCGUUUCUUGGACACAAGGAUUCAAUGGUGGUCCAGAACAAACUUUCUUGUUACAUUGGCAUCCAAAUGAAGAUCCAGAUCAUUAUGAUAAAGUCAAUAUUAAAGAAGAUUUAGACAAUGAAGUAUUAACCUAUAGCAUCAUUGGCCUUCAAAAAGCUACAACAUAUCGUGUGUCAGUUAGCGCUUAUAAUACACUGACUUCUGCAACCUCGUUCACACCUUACCUUUUGGCCUCUACAACUGAAUUUGACUCCAUGUCAGGAGAAGAAGCAAUGAGAGAUGAAGCCAAAGUCAAAUCAUUGAAAGAUAUUCAAAGAGGGCACUGGGAUUCUAGAUGGCAAUUAAAUUCUAAGAACUCCGAAAACUCCAUAAAUCCAGAUCACCAAAGACGAUCAGUUCGAUCUGGUCAUGAAUCAAAUUCUUUUGAAGAUAACGCUUUUGUGAUUAUAGUUGCUGUUUCUGUAUUUGGAUCGUUUAUUUUAAUAGCAAAUUUAUUGAUAAUAUUGAUAUUCACACGGUACAAGCGCCAAAAAAUGAAACAGGAUGAACGUAAACUAUCUGUUGCAGGCGAAUUUAUGCAAACAAACCCAGCAGAACAUGGUUUUCCAGAAGUACACACAAAUCCACAAAACAGUUUCUCAAUGUAUCCGGACGAUAUGCGCUUAAAUGCUAGUUACAUGUUGCAGUUAGCACCACAUGAUCAGUUUUCACCAUUUCAAAACGGAUGGGAACAAAUGCCUUUGAAUAUAUGCUCAGAUCAAACUUCAUCUAUUAUAAGAGGAAACCAAGUAUUUUCAAGCUCACCUCAUUCAAGCAUGAAUGCAAUGAAUAUGCAAAAUUUCAACUCUCCCAAUCAUAUAGAAUUUAAUAAUCGACCUCCUAGUGAUAUAUCUAUUCAGCCAUCGUCUGUUUUAAUAAAUAACUCAGACCGGACUGCAUUGGCUUAUUUAAACCCAGAUAGUGGAACAGUAGAAGCAAUUCAAAACGUUCAAGAUUAUCAUGACUGUGCAGAAUUUGUGCAUCCAGCGUUUCUUAAUAGUAAUUCUGCUUUUAAUUACGAUGCAGAACAAAAUCUAAAACAUUUAGAUCGUCCUACACCUACUCACCGACGACUUGUCACUGUCGGUAGAACGUUAACUGAAAAGAGUAACAGAACUAGGUCACCACAUUCUGGAGCUGCUUCAAAUGUUUCAACCAUUAGGUCAAAUGGACAUGGAACUACUAAUAGCUUGGAAAGGAGCCUUUCAACUUUUCAGCGAUCUCAUCAAGUAAACAUGCUAAGCGAUUACAGACAAGUUGAUAGCAGCCUAAUGCUACCUAACGGAGGCUUAGGACCAAACAUAACGAGUCAAAGUCCUCACCAAAAUGGGCUAUCGUUUAAUUCAAACACAAGAAUACUUCAAAGCUCCUCAGGGAACUGGAUUAGAAAUGGAAUGACUACAAGUCUUUAUGGAGGUCAUACCCCGUCGCGGAAACAUUGUGUGGAUCCUCAUGAAAGUAAUGAUUUUGCAGCAUCAGGACAACAAAUAGCAAGAAAUUCAUACAAUUCCUUUGGACAACAAUCUGUAUCUCAACGCACGAACAGUUUUGAAUUGCCCAAUAGUCACAUUUUUAACAAUCGACAGCAUGUACAGUCAAAUAUGAGUUCAGAAGUCUCAUCACCAUGCUAUUAUCAGGAAUCACCAGCAAGGUAUUUGACCCAGUUAGAAAAAAGCUGGCCACAACAAAACCAAAAUAACAAUGACUGUAGAAAUAUAAACAUGGAUUUCCCAUCAAAUGGAUCGACUAUACCACCGCCGAAUGAUUUUCAAACUACCGGUUCUCAUAUUCCCUACAUACAAGUUAGUAGUUCCACUCCUACUGUCAGUAGACCAUAUUAUCACAUUACAGAUGAAAACGAGAAUACUAUCGUUCAAGAGAGUGCUUGUCCAGAUCAUUUGCAAAUAAUUAACCCGCAACAUUUGGGUUUACCUAGAAAUAUUUCAAAUGAAAUGAUAACACACCAAAAUCAAAGCAACUAUUCUUCGUAUGGUUGUGUUUUAUGA